Schistosoma rodhaini is the source of this 4547-nucleotide messenger RNA. The record is from the annotation of a GenBank genome assembly. NCBI's taxonomy places the organism in Eukaryota, Metazoa, Platyhelminthes, Trematoda, Strigeidida, Schistosomatidae.
UAAUUUCUAUUUUUAGAUAACCAGAGAAUUAGACUGAUUAUACGAAUGAUCAAUAAACUGUUAGUUUGCUUUUAGGUAAAAUAUUGCUCAGUUUAUGCCCGGUAUAAAAAAUAAACAUGUAAAAGGCGUUGAUUAUAUAUUUGAUUUUUUUAUUUACAUAGGAGUAGAUUGAUGAGAAUCUAGCUUCAGAUAAAUCAAUACAUGACAUUUGUCUGUAAGUUCAUUUACUGUAAACUUGAACCAUCUCGAAGUAUUUGAACUUUUCGAUUCGAGCUCAAAUAGUACUCGUAAACAAUGAUUGGGGACAUUGGGUGACAUGACUCAAAAUUGGCCAUGUUACAUUCGUUCUUUACCUUUCUCUAAAUGUUUGACUAAAUAAAGUGCAUAAUUUCGCAUCAAUAAUGCGUAUCUAUCCCUUCUGUAAGGUAUUCAAACCUAAAUGAAUUUUGAUUUUAUUGUCCAUCAUAUGCCUCACAUUUUGUUGAUUUCUUUUCAUCUCUCAGAAGUACUCUAUGUGUAAAUUAAAUCAAUGUUUCAUUGUAUCAGAUCUUAUAUUGUCCAUGAAUAAUCAACCGAUUGUGUUUCAUCAUAUCACACAGUAUAUAAAUUAAUUCCACAUCUUGUUUGUAUAAUAAAUUCUGAUUAUAUUUUAACUUUUGUUUUCUGGAAAAUAUUUGAAUGAAUAACAUGUAAAGUGACCAUAAGGAAUAAUUUUUAAAAAAUAAACACAAAACAAACUGUGAUUUAGAUCAUAAGAUUGUCAUUCACGGUGUCCUUAGUCAUAACAAACUUAGAGAUUAAAAGAAGAUGAGAUAUUGGAAAUAAAAAUGAGGCCACAAAAUUUCACUGCUUACCCAUAAAUCUUCAAUAACAAAACAACUAAAUGACCUAACUUCAAAAGUAUGUCCUUUAUAAUUAUGAUAAAUACUUUGAUUGUUGAAACACAGACUAAUUUAAUCCAUAAUGAAGGUAAUAUAUAGAUAUACAUUUCAAAAGAAAACAUACAAACAAGAGAUUCAUCUGAGAAAAAAAAAGAAAAACCAUGACAAUCACGAAAUGAUCUCAAAAAUUAAACAUAUCGACAUUUCAGUGAUGAACACAUUAUCAGCAAUAUCUAUUUAAUGCUAACGGAUUAGCAAAAUUGCCGAAGAAGUGUAGAAAGAUAUAUGACCUGGCUAAGAUGUAGAAAAAAGAACAAAACAACAACAACAACAAUCACUUCAACAUUUCCAUUAAAAUUAAAAAACAAAAAAGAAAUCAAGUAGAAAUGCGUUCAGUGUUUGCUAAAAAAUCUAAAACGAAAUUCAAUCCCAAAACAAAAAUUGAAUCAACCAUAGAAAAUGAAUUAAUGUUAAAAUCAGAUGAGAAAAAUUUCACAGAUGAACAAAAUGAUAAUUUACACAAACAUACAUUGAAAAGUAAGACUAUCAAAAAUAACUCCCUUGAUAAAAGAAAAUCAAGUGCUAGUUUCAAAUCAUCAUCUGAUGUUUAUAUACGUCGUGGAUUAGGUGUAUCAGUAACUUUUGAAUCAACAUUACCAACACAAAUAUGGCAAGCAUCACCAAGUCCUUCACCACCAUUAAGUGAACAAAUAAAAAAUGAUGAAAAUAAUCAAGUUAAUAAAAAUUCUACACCCUCUUCAUCAAAUUCACAGAGUUAUGAAUUAUCUAAUGAAAGAAUUCGAAUCAGUUAUAAGAAUCGUCAUGGAAGUUUAAAUGAUAUUCAUGAAUGUGAUGAUAGUAGUGAUGAGACAAAUCCAUCUCGUUUGAGUUAUCCUUCGUUAAGUAGUUGUACUAGCAGUGAUGAAACAACAACUAGUCAAGAAAGAUUAAGUCAUCGUUUAAGUAGUAGUACUUCAGAUAGUAGCUCCAGUUUAGAUUUACGCAUAUUACCAAGUAAUGGAACACAUUCCACACAGAAAAUUAAUGAAAAACCUCACAAAGGUAAAAAAGAUAGGGAAAGUGAGCGAUGUUCAAAUCGUAAGGUUGUUAAUGAAAAGCGUCGUCAAUAUAAAUCACAAGGUCUGAGUAGCAGUAGUACAAGUAGUGAAGAAGAAGAUUUGGAAGCAUAUGGGUGGGACGAAAAAACGAUUUCUGCUUUGACCAGCAGAAGUAAGACUAGCAAGACAUGUCAAACAACCACUUCCAAGGGAAAAUCAGAAAAAUGCCUAAAGAAUGUAAAUGAAUCCCUUACAAGUCCGAAAAGAGCAUCAUCUUACCAAAAAUCUGACUUGCGUUGGAAACCAGAUAUGGGACUGGCAAAAUUAAAGCUUUCUUCUCCUGUAAGGAUUUGCAAUCAAUUUCAUGUAGAUUCACCUAUUAUUUAUCCUCAAACAUGUAUAGUAUCCCGAAGGUUAAACUCCACUAUCCAAUCUAAUUGUCCAAACACGACGAGUUUUACUUUACAUCCUUUUACAUUGCCUACCAACAGCUUUGUACAAAAUUCUUCUCUAACCAAUAACGAACUACUAGCAGUUGUGAAUAUUGAUUUUCGACCCUCAGCAGAGUGGAAAGAGAGAUACAAACUACUAGGUGUUCGUCAGGGGGAGUAUGUUUGUGUUUUGAAUCAAAGUUUAUCAAGUCCAACAAUUACUAAUUCUGUGAAUGGAAGAAUGAAAUCUACACAUGCUCAGCAGAAAGUAAUGUUCCCAUUGACAGAGAAUAACUUUUGGUUAUAUGUACGUAGAUGGUGUGUUGAUCACCUAGUAGCUACAGGAACACCAGGAUACAUUCCUCGCCAAACCUGUAGAGUUUUAUCGAACUGUGAGAUUACUAGUCUGAGGUGUGCAAGUCAGAAAGCAAAAUCAACGUGGGAUAGAAAUUCAAACAACUUCAUAUCAUCGAAUGAUUCCCAAACGAAUAACACUCCUAUACAGAAACAUGUAGUAAUGCAGACAAAUGAUGAUUUUAGACUAACAAAACAAGCAUCAAAUAAAGAGUUGACAAACAGAAGUUCUCACUCUAAUCCAACAUGUUCUAACCAAGUGACUGUAAUGUUUACUACGCAUCUUGAUAAGAGAAAUCCCAUGUAUUCAUUACAAAACUUUACACCAGAUACAUCACAAAACUUCCUGCCACCCCCACCCCCAGGUUUCGGUUCCGGUGGAUCAAUAGGCUCGGAAACAGAAGACAAGGACUCUGGAAGGGGUCCCAGUUCAGGUUCAGAGUGGGGGAGUGGUCGUGGAGGUAGUUCAAACAUAACACUAGAUCGGUCUAUAGUUGAACAUACCUCAAGUGAGGUGGGAUUGGACUAUCAAGGUUCACAAUCAAACAGACGAUCGAGAAAUGUUAAAAGUGCUGAGGAAUCUCAGCUUGGGUGGUAUGCGCCUACAGGAUUAGAAUGGUCGGAUCGAAACUUUCAUCCAGGUGAAGAAUCUCUAUCCCGUGACUCGGCGUUUCAAAGCCCUAAUACAGAUAAUCUAGCACCAUCACUACAUAUUACAGAAGUAAGUCAAUCUGCUGCAAAUAAAAAUUCUCCAAUCGAACAAGCAUACCCACCAUCUGCAAUAACUCUAACGACUAUUACCGGAAACACUCCUGUUCUAGAAAUGAGGCACAAUGGGACCCCGACCCUGUGUUCCCGGGGACUUCCUUCAGUAUCAACAACAGAUAGUUUAGCCACAAGUACAACCACUUGUACUACAGUGGUCGAUAUAAGAGAAGGGCAGGAUGAGCAUACAAAUAACCCCAGAGCUGGUCCAUCAACUAAAUAUCGAGUACCAACGCCUGAUCCUUCAUGUUGGGAACCGUAUAAAACUGUAAUUCAUGUGAAUGAAACUAGUCUUGAAAAAUUUACUUUAGUGUAAAUAUAAAUAAAGUAGCAAUCAUUUUAAAAUAUAAUGAAUUAUCAGAGUGCAAUUAUCUCGCUUACAUUUCCAAAUAACAGAAUACAUUCAAUCUAUUUAUCACCCAUAAGCGGAUUUCAAAGGGAAAAAUCUCAAAAAACGAAACAAAUCAGAAUCAACUGUGUUUAUUACUAGAUAAUUUUCAUUUGUGUUUGAUGAUCUAAUUAUCACUGGGAUUGCUGAUCUGAUGAUCACAUGUAAAUAAAAAAGUUUUUUUCGUUUUGUUUCAGUAAUAAAGACUUUAACUUCGAACAAAUUAUUCAUUCUAAAGUCAGUAGGUCAAUAACAACAGAUUAAAAUUAAUUAAAAAACACAGCGCAUCCCACUGACAAUUCAACAGUGCUUCUUCACCCUCAUUACACCUCGUCAGUAAUUAACCUAGUACUUGUUCUGUUUUAUUAUGAACUGAAGAAGCUAUAUCAAUCUUAACAGAAGCUCAAUUUUGAUAAGCUAAUUUUGUUGUGCCAUUGUUAUAUUAAUGUGGUUUAAUCAUUCAACUUUAGGCUACUGGUUCAGGUGUUUGGAAACUGCCGUUUCUAAUCUGAUUGGAGGAGCCAGUUAGUACAUCUACCUUUCUCAUGACAAUAAUGGUUGAUAGACUUUAUACUAAUCUAUUCCUGGAUUAAUAAGAAACUUUUGGACUGAGAAUAUUUUAGAGUUGUUUCACUUAUUACAAUAAAUAAGAUGUUUUUAGUCACAUUUU